Molecule: messenger RNA, 2189 nt
Organism: Erigeron canadensis
Lineage: Eukaryota; Viridiplantae; Streptophyta; Magnoliopsida; Asterales; Asteraceae
Product: protein kinase PVPK-1-like
Exons: 3
Coding region: 288-2066 (592 amino acids)
Biological process (GO): protein phosphorylation
Cellular component (GO): cytoplasm; plasma membrane; nucleus
Molecular function (GO): ATP binding; protein serine/threonine kinase activity
Source: RefSeq, a predicted model, not a curated record
GAGAGAGUAGAAGAAACAAAGCACAUUUCCUGAUUCUUUUUAAACCAAAAAAACUACCAUAUCAAUUACACCAGAUUAUCAUUAUUUUUAUUAACCUAAUACUAUCAAUCCAGCUAAUUAUUGCACAAAUGCCAUCUGGGUUAUGAAAUUAAUCCCAAUUAGUCAUCAAGGAUUCUAUCUUUUUUCGAUCUGAUCUGUCAAAGGAAGCACAAGUUCAUUUCUUUUCAGUUAUGAAAUUUUAAUCAGUGUUUGAUUUUAUCUGAUCAGGGUGUGGCAAAUAAAUUUGAAUGGAUUCACUUGUUGAUGGAGUCGGUUCUUUGUCAACUAGCCAUGCUUCCACAACAUUGUUAGGGUUCAAUAAACCCGGAAAAACCCGACCUCCCCAUCACCCUUCAAAGCACUCAAAACCCGACACAAUCCACACGUCCACACACUCAAGUGGCACAUCAAAACGAUCUCAUAAAAGCUCCUAUGAUCAUAAAGGAAAAUCAGAAAUUGUGGGACCCAAUACCGUUCUUGAUCAAACUGCUAAAGAAUACUUUCACAAACAAAUAUUAGCAUUAGAAGCCAAAGCUGGCAUCAAACAUGAUGAGCCUGAAAUUAUAUCUUGCCCGAGCCCGCAAAGUAGUUUAUACUCCCUUGCUAACUUCACUGAAGCCAAGCAAAGCUUUACCAACACCGAAAUUAGUGAUGGUGGUAGCAGCAUCGAGAAAUCUAUUGAAAGUGGUGACGUCGGGAUUUCAGGUGAUUAUGUUGAAAGCAAUAAAACGAGUGUAUAUAGGGAAAGCACCGGAAGUGAUCUUAGUGAAGAAAGUAGUUCGGGUAGUUUCACCAGUGCAAUAUACAAACCCCAUAUGCAAAAUGACUCAAGAUGGGAAGCGAUUCAAGUUGUGAGGUCUAUAAAUGAUUCUGGUAUGUUGGAAAUGAAGCAUUUUAGGCAUUUGAAGAGAUUGGGAUGUGGGGAUAUCGGGAGUGUUUAUCUUUCUGAAUUGAUUGGGACAAGAAGUUAUUUUGCCAUGAAAGUGAUGGAUAAAGCGGCUCUUGCAAGUAGGAAUAAGCUAUUGAGGGCCCAAACGGAAAGAGAAAUUUUGCAAUCUUUGGAUCACCCGUUUCUUCCCACUUUGUAUACUCACUUUGACACAGAGAAAUUGUCGUGUUUGGUGAUGGAGUACUGCCCUGGUGGAGAUUUGCAUGCGCUUAGACAAAAACAACCUGGGAAAUAUUUCUCCGAGCAUGCAGCAAGGUUUUAUGUGGCGGAAGUUCUUCUUGCUAUGGAGUAUCUGCAUAUGCUUGGGAUCAUUUAUAGAGACCUCAAACCGGAAAAUGUUUUGGUUCGUGAAGAUGGUCACAUAAUGCUCUCAGAUUUUGACCUCUCUUUGAGAUGUGUCGUGAACCCAAAGCUGGUUAGAUCUACAAAUGCUACUGUGGAGACAAAGAAUUCCGGCUACUGUAUCCAGCCGUCUUGCAUUGAACCAUCUUGUGUGGUUCAAACCGCCUGCAUUCAGCCCUCAUGUUUUGUUCCCCGAUUCAUGAGCAAACCCAAAAAGGAAAAGAAACCAAAGCCCAAAACUGAAAUAUACAAUCAAGUCUCGCCGCUUCCCGAACUCAUAGCCGAGCCUACAAGCGCCCGGUCAAUGUCGUUUGUUGGGACCCACGAGUAUUUAGCUCCAGAAAUCAUUAAAGGUGAAGGCCAUGGGAGCGCUGUUGAUUGGUGGACUUUUGGGAUUUUUCUUUACGAGCUCUUGUACGGGAAAACUCCCUUCAAAGGAAAUGGUAACCGGGCGACUUUGUUUAACGUGGUCGGCCAACCCUUGAGGUUUCCCGACUCACCAUCAGUUAGUUUUGCGGCGAGGGAUUUGAUCAGGGGUUUACUUGUAAAAGAGCCGCAACAUCGGUUGGGUUAUAGGAGAGGGGCCACGGAGAUAAAACAACAUCCGUUUUUCCAAAGCGUGAACUGGGCGUUGAUCCGUUGUGCUACUCCUCCGGAUAUCCCAAAACCAUCAUCGGAAAAUGUUGGAGUAGAUGUGAAGCCUUCUGGUAACUACUUAGAGAUUGAUUUCUUUUAACUUUUUUUUAAGGAGUUCAUUGAUUUCAGAGGAACACAAAAUAUGUGUUUUCCUUUUCCUGUUAAUGUUUAUUGUGGGUUCCAAUUGGCUUAUGAAAUUGCAAAUGCAGUUUUCUUUAUAACA